AUGUCAGGCUGUAUUGAUGGACCCACUUUUGUCGAACAAGUCCGACUCAUCUUUAUCGACAAGACCCAAAACCCCACUCACGUCGUAUGGGAAGGAUGUAUCUCAGCGUUCGGACCACUGAGUGGGAUAUUCGAAAGAUGGGUGGAAGAGAACCACCCAGGAAGUCCCGUAGGACAAUAUUCAUUCACCCUUGAUAGUUUGCAAGGUCAACCUUUGAGUGGUGACGAAACUUGCAAGGAACUUGACGUUCAUUCUGGUAGGAAGAUCUACGCUAUCGUCUGGCUUGGUUAG
This is a messenger RNA of Kwoniella botswanensis, 291 nucleotides long. RefSeq lists its product as uncharacterized. The coding region runs from base 1 to 291 and encodes 96 amino acids. NCBI's taxonomy places the organism in Eukaryota, Fungi, Basidiomycota, Tremellomycetes, Tremellales, Cryptococcaceae. The transcript is spliced from 4 exons. The record is from RefSeq and is a predicted model, not a curated record.